This is a messenger RNA of Anthonomus grandis grandis, 6362 nucleotides long. Its product is annotated as axotactin. NCBI's taxonomy places the organism in Eukaryota, Metazoa, Arthropoda, Insecta, Coleoptera, Curculionidae. The coding region runs from base 319 to 6234 and encodes 1971 amino acids. Gene Ontology annotation, molecular function: serine-type endopeptidase inhibitor activity. The transcript is spliced from 33 exons. The record is from RefSeq and is a predicted model, not a curated record.
AUAAUAGCAAUUUAGUAGUCUUGGUCCGUGAAUCUCUCUCUCGAGACGUUCCCUGAGAUGCGGCUGUCGUCGCGGUACCGGGUCGGUUUUUUUCUUUCGUUUUUUUUUAAUUUAGUCACGCUGGUUUUCUAAUUUAAAUUCACUUAGUUUAUUAUUAACUUAAUUAAAUAUGAAUUCAUUAUAACAAGUGAUUGUUUCUUAAUAGUGAUAGUGAUGGAACAAAAGUGCGGAUAUUUAGCAUCUUAUGCAUAAGGGAGUAACUAAAGUUGAUACUGCUGCGUUUAACUUGCUUUGCUUGAGAUCAUAAAAAGUCUAAGAAUGAUGACCUCAUGCAUUUCAAAACUCAUUAUAACACUUACGCUUGCACUUUGCAUAUCUGCCCUGGCAAAACCUGAUACAGCAACAGUGGGACCAUGCCCAGGAGCUUCGGAAAAGGGUCCAUGCAACAGGAAUAUAUUUAAAUGGGCCUUUGAUCACGAGAAAAAGGAGUGCAUUACUUUUAUAUGGGGAGGAUGCGGAGGCAACGAUAAAAACCGCUUUGAAAGUGAAAAACAGUGUAUAGAAAAAUGUUUUGCUUCUUUAGAUAAAAAUGAAACUAAUUUCUUUAACUCAUCUGUGAUACCCAACGAAAAAAGGGGACCAAAACUCACGUUUCAAGAAACGGGAACUGAAAAUACGUUUAUGUUUGCGCAGUCAAACACUUUCAUACAGAUCGAUGGAGAUAUUAUACAGACAUUUCAACUGAGGCUGUGCCGUCAAAUUUCGUUCCAAUUUCGCACAAGACUACCCCACGGGCUUCUUGUGUAUCAUAACGUAAAAGUACCAAAAGGAGUUCAACUACAGCCAUACGCUUUGUAUAUAAUAGUGCAACAGGGGCAACUUAAGGUAGUGCACGUCUAUGGAAAACAUUCCACGGCACUAACUGUCGGAAGAGGCUUGAAUAACGAUCAGUGGCAUACGGUUACUGUUAGAAUAGAUGUUCAUGCAGCUAAGUUGCUUGCAAUAGUAAAUGACCUAAGAGGAGAAACUGAUCUGAAGGGACUAGAUACUGAAAAUAAUUAUGGUGUAACUGCUAACGUGACUUCGGUUAUUCUAAUUGGAGGAUUAAGUUCGGAAGAACGUCUUCAUGGAGUCAAGUAUAUAAUAGAAUCAUUUGUGGGAUGUAUAAAAAACGUGGUGCUUAGUACGGGAAAAUCGGCUUCAGAUUUGCUUCAAAUUUCACCGCUAAUAGCUACUAAAUAUGAAAAUGUUCAAGAAGGUUGUAAAAAUAAGUGUAUGACGUCAGAAAAUCUUUGCUUCCGUGGUUCCCGAUGUGUUAACCAUUAUUAUACGAGAACUUGUGACUGUUUUGGAACUAAAUAUGAAGGAGAGUUUUGCGAUAUUUAUACUGCUACUAUUCUAACACUCAGAGGUUCUUCAUACGUAUCAUACAGGGUGUAUGACUGGAAAGACAGAAUACAUUCUUCAGUGACUAGAUUUUCAAUGAUGUUUAAAACUAGAUUCGAUGAUUCCGCUUUACUUUAUGCUGCAGGAGGUGAACACGGGAUAGAUCACUUUAUAGCAGCCUCCAUAUUUAAUAAAUCCGUCUAUGUAGUGAUGGAUUUUGGCGAAAAUAAUCCUGUUACUAUAGUUCUUGGGAAACAACCUGAUUUUAAGUUACACGAAUGGAAUAAUUUGACAAUUUUUCAUGAGCACGAAAAGAUUCAUUUGAUUUUAAAUGAUGAGAUAAGAACCUUAAAUAUUACUGGAAAACCUUUGUUGUAUAUUGAUCCAGAAAUUUAUAUAGGGGGCGGACCUGAACUUCAAAAAAAAACUGGGUUGAAAUCUACUAACAAUUUUGUGGGAUCAGUAAAAUAUGUAUUUUACAAUGAUAUUUCGAUUAUUUACGAAUUAAAUAAGAACAAUCCGAAAGUGCAUUACAUAGGAAUCUUAAGGCCGGAAUUUUAUGAAAGCGAUGUUCAGAUUAUCCCUAUAACAUUUCCAUUUGCUGCAAGUCAUAUAUGGUGGCACAAUGAUCAUGUUGACACUCUGAGCUUAAGUCUUCAUUUUAAGGCAAGCAGUAACCUAAGCGUCAUAGCUUCUAGCGAGGCUCAAACUGGUAUCUACUGGGAGGUUCGUGUGGUUAACGACGAAGUACGUUUCGAACUGUUGGAUAGUAUUAGAAAUAGUACGACAUUAAUUAGCGUAAAAAAAACUCCUGGUACGUGGCAUUUCCUGAACGUUUCCUAUCAAAAUGAUGAAAUUAGCGUUAAUAUUGACAAGAAAGGUAAAACAGAGAAAGUUGGAGAUUUAAAAUUUGCCAUUGGGGAUAAAAUUAAAAUUGCCGCUGGAUCUAGGAGUAAUGCCGGGCUUGUUGGAUGCAUGAGAGAUAUAGAAGUUAAUGGAGUGCGACUUGAACCACGGGGUGUCCUACAGACAGAACGAGUAGUCGGAGAAGUUACUUUGGACGAUUGCAGAUUUGUAGAUGCUUGUCAAAGGCCAAAUACGUGUGAACAUGGAGGAAAAUGCUCAGUGAAAGAAAACCGAUUGACUUGUGAUUGCACUAACACCGGCUAUAUAGGAACUAAUUGUCAUUUUGCUUUGUACAGAAAGACCUGUGAAGAGUUAGCGCUAUUAGGAUAUACAAAACCAGAUGUGUAUCUGAUAGAUAUUGAUGGAAAUGGAAGAUUUCCACCUGCUCACGUGAGAUGUGAAUUCCAAAGUAUCGAGGAGUCAACCAAAACUAUUGUGGAACACAACUUACCUAGCCAGAUGGAUGUACGAUCUCCAUCCGAACAAGAUUUUAGUUUUAGCAUAAAAUAUAGAGAAUUUAACGCAGACAUGUUACAAGAACUGGUUUCUCAUUCUCUCAACUGCAGUCAGUAUAUAAAAUACGAUUGUUUUAAAGCGCCACUAGAAUUACAUUCCACUACCUGGUUUAUAUCAUCUGCCAAUCAGACUGUCGACUAUAUUGGUGAUGUCAAAAGAGGAACUUGUCCCUGUUCAAUUGGCCGAAAAUGCGAAAAUCCGACCCAAUGGUGCAACUGUGAUGAUGUCACCGAUGAUAAAUGGAAUAGUGAUGAGGGGUAUUAUACCACAGGUGAUAGCUUAGGAAUUACAGAAAUGUAUUUCUUACAACAACCCAAUUUGCCAGAAGAUGCACUUGGAAGAAUUACACUGGGACCACUUGAGUGUGUGGAAACGAAUACGCAAAGGUUUGUGGUGACAUUUACAACAAGUCAGUCUUACAUUGAAGUUCCAGGAUGGCGAAAGGGAGAUCUAGCAUUUUCUUUUAGAACAACUGGAAAAAAGGCGAUAUUGCUUUAUCAACCGCCAAUAAGACCCAACUAUCCCAGUUUUAUGAUAGCAUUAACUAGCGACUUUCAGCUUACUUUCAAUUUUACUCUUAAUACUGGAGUGUCGAAGGAACUUGUAAUUGAUUCGGGACGACGUCUUAACGGAGGAGAAUGGCAUAAAUUAUGGAUCGAUUACAAUAAGUAUCACGUGAGAUUUAUGAUAAAUCUGGACUAUCAAAUGGUCGAUCUUAAACCAGAGGAGGAGUUCGGGCCUUUUGAAGGAUCUAUGUUUAUUGGAGGUGCACCAUCUGACCUUCUGGAUCCAAGAUCGUCCGUACACCAGGGUCUUAUUGGGUGCUUCAGAGGUUUGGUUGUAAAUGAGGAAAUAUUAGAUAUAUACAGCUAUAUGAGUGUCCAUCUUAGUGAGAUUAUUAAAGAUUGUAAGCCCUCUUGUGUACCAAAUCCCUGUAAAAAUGGUGCUCAGUGUAAAGAACUCUGGAGUACAUUUGAGUGUAUUUGCCCCAACCCUUGGGCCUACAAAGGACAGCAUUGUGAAACUAAUAUCAAUACAAAUGCAGUUACAUUUACCCUUAGUGAAUCUUACAUUCACGAAAGCUACUUUAUGAAUGAAACCGAAGAAGAAAAAACGAUUUUAAGUGACAUUUUUAAAAAACGCAUCCUAAUUAAUUUACGAACUUACGAUAAUAAUUCGUUAAUCUUAUAUGCUAAUGACCAUUUGAAUAAUUUUGUUCAUUUGCAUAUUAUUGAUGGUACACAAGUAGAAUAUCUAUUUAAUCGAGAAAAUACAAUAUACAAUAUAACAGUCCCUUAUAAAUAUCUAAAUAGUAGCAAAUCUGUCCAAAUAGCUAUAGUAAGGGAAGAAAAUGCUACAACAGUGUUUGUGAACGAUCAGAAUAGUUCGCUGCCUAUUGGAGUUAAACUGCUGACAACGUAUUCCAAUAAACCUUGGAUAAAUCCUGAUAAAGAGGUAUUAGCUCCUCAGAGGCCACCUGCACCACCCACUGAAUAUUUUCAGCUUAACAUUGGGGGCUAUGAUCCAGAAACUCUCCUAAGGGUAUCCGAUGAACUUACAGUAUUACCAGGAUACGUUGGCUGCUUUAGAGGUCUACAGAUUGAUGAAACAGUUAUCGACUUACCUUCAAAGAUAAAUAAUACUAAAGGUGUAAUACCUCAUUGUAAUAUGAAAUGUGAUGAGGAACCUUGUAAAAAUGGAGGAAUUUGUAUUGAAGAUUUUAAAAAUCAAGAGCAUACUUGCGAUUGUGAACAUACCAGUUAUUAUGGUGAAUUUUGUAAUGAUGAAAAAGGAGCUGAUUUUAAUGGAGAAGCUAUAAUAAAUCGAAUGUUCGUGCUAAAUGGCUCGGUGGAUCACGUUAAAAUUCAGAUAGCUUUUUCCAGUUUAGAUGUGAGGCAAAAAAAUACAGUUUUACUGUUGCUGCAAACUGAAAAUAAUCGUAGCUAUUAUCUCCUAGUAGGCCUUAGUCUUGAAGGAUACCUAAUAGUCCAAGAAGACCGCGAAGGUGAAGUGUUUUCCGCUACGGUAAACAAGAAAAGCUUUAUUAAUGGAGCAAGACACUCUGUAUACUACAGAAGAGAAUUUAAUGAAUCCGCACUAUUUAUAGAUAAAGAGUUGACUCCUAUGGAGCAAAUCCCUGCACAAACGUUUACUAAUAUUCCAGAACUGGGUGCCAACGAGGUUCAGGUGGGCGGACAAGAGACAAACGAUCCACGAUUUGCCAUUUAUAAGAAGUUUAGCGGAUGUUUGUCUAAUAUUUUUAUUGAAGUGAAUGAACACGUAAUGAAACCUUUGGAAGAAUAUAUGCUAUUUACGAAAACUGGAGCUGAAAAAGUGAACGUGUCAAACUCGCAUGGAGUGAGAAGCGCUCAAUGUAGUGCAGAUUUCGAUGUUGUACAUGAAAAAGCUCCUGGAACUCCCAAUUUAAACAUAAGUCAGGGUAAGGACAAAACCUGGGUCCAAGACGCUCCGCAACGAAUUCUUUACACAUCAUUUUAUGCAACUGACAAAGUUGAGGAAGAUAAUGUGGAACAACUUAUAAUAAUAGUGCUGGCAUCGUUUUUCGUUCUCGUACUUAUUUGUAUAAGCUACGAUGUCUAUCGCACCAAUAAAAGAUACAAAGAACGAAAAGAGUUUGAAACUGACGCAAAUAUUUUAAUGUCUAAACAACAGGCGGCCAUCAUGCUACAAGAAAAUAGUAAACCGACAGAAUCUGUAGAUUUGAAGGAAAAAAUACAAAGAAAUGGCGAACCACCGAACACUUCCGAAAAACAAAAUGGUAAUGGUAUUCCCAAUGGUACAAAAAAUGAGAUGACACCUAUAGUGGAGGAACUGCCUUUAAAGAGAGCAGACAGUAAAAGGGAAAAACCCCAAAAGAGGAUUAGUUUUAGAGAUAGUGCAAGCGAGUUAACCUGGGACACGCCAGACGAGACUUCUGAAAUUUUAAGUCCGACUAUUGAAGAGGAAGAAGAAGACGAGGAGCAGACAGAUGAAGAAACAGAUAUCUCAAAUGUUGUAAGUAAAGAUAACAACCUUAAUCGCAUGGCACCCAUGAGCUCUAUAAGUGAAGUUUCUUUGGCUGAUAGGAAAUCUUUGAUUCUAAAAGAGGAUGAACCGGAGCUCUUGGAACAACAGAAAGAGGAACAAUCAUCAUGUGUUGCUGAAACGUCUAAUGAAGAACACCAGCCACUCAUUCCGCCUCAGCUUCCGCCUUAUGAAAAAAGAUUAUCGUAUAGGGAUCCUAAUGAAGAACGGAGACCUAAGGAACUUAGUAUAUUUUUGCCUUCGAAAAUAAGGACCAACACUAGACCACUUAUAGUAGGAGAGCAUCAUAGAAAGUUUGAUAACCCCAUAAGUUAUUUGGGAGGGCCGAAACUGCCCAACAGGAAUCGAUCUAGUGUGGAAAGUGUAGUAUCUAUAGACUAGUGUUUACGGCUAACAUAUACAGGGUAUCUUACGACGAAUAGAUGCGAUCGAUAUCUCAGAAACUAAUUUUUCAAAAAUUUUGAAAAUUUGGCAACAUAUCACAGUCAAGGGGGGCCACACAACUAAAA